AUGUCAGUCACUCAUAUUGUCCUUUUCCAGUUCAAAAAGGAGGUCUCACACGAGGCUGUGCGUAACCUUUCCACCCGCAUGCUAGGCCUAAAAGACAAAUGUCUUCAUCCGCUUUCCCAGAAGCCUUAUAUCCUCUCUUCAUCUGGCGGGGUUGAUAUGUCAAUCGAAGGCAUCCAGAAUGGUAUGACACACGCCUUUGUGGUCAAUUUUGCAAGCAAAGAAGACCGAGACUAUUAUGUCCAGAAGGAUCCGAUUCAUCAGGACUUUGUGAAGAGUGCUGGUGAAGUCGUUGAAAAGGCACAAGUCGUUGACUUUGUCAAUGGAGAAUUGUAA
This is a messenger RNA of Nannizzia gypsea CBS 118893, 333 nucleotides long. RefSeq lists its product as hypothetical. The coding region runs from base 1 to 333 and encodes 110 amino acids. The transcript has 3 exons. The record is from RefSeq and is a predicted model, not a curated record. Lineage: Eukaryota; Fungi; Ascomycota; Eurotiomycetes; Onygenales; Arthrodermataceae.